Helicoverpa armigera (cotton bollworm) is the source of this 2288-nucleotide messenger RNA. It is a transcript of the gene nst, whose product is annotated as phosphoacetylglucosamine mutase. Lineage: Eukaryota; Metazoa; Arthropoda; Insecta; Lepidoptera; Noctuidae. The transcript is spliced from 12 exons. The record is from RefSeq and is a predicted model, not a curated record. The coding region runs from base 139 to 1797 and encodes 552 amino acids. Gene Ontology annotation, molecular function: phosphoacetylglucosamine mutase activity. Gene Ontology annotation, biological process: carbohydrate metabolic process; UDP-N-acetylglucosamine biosynthetic process.
UUGAGUCGAUGGUCAAGUUUUACGACUAACGACGUCAAUUUCAUUGAAAGUUGAAGUUGAAACUGGUUCUAGUAGCGCGAAAGGAAUGAGGACAUAUCUCUGAAAACAAGUGAUUGUAAAAUAUAAAACCGUAUCACAAUGCCGCCAAGCAGCUUACGGGUAGUGUACGCGUUUGCAAGAGAAAUGCAUCCAAAAACGACUGAUGUUUUCAUACAAUACGGGACGGCCGGAUUCCGCACAAAGGCCAAUCUAUUGGAACAUGUGGUCUAUCGCAUGGGUUUGCUGGCCGUCAUCAGAUCCAGGGUGAAGAAUGGUCGCACAAUAGGAAUGAUGAUAACUGCUUCCCACAACCUGGAGCCUGACAACGGAGUCAAACUGGUAGACCCUGAUGGCGAGAUGUUGGAGGAAAGCUGGGAGGAGAUCGCUACUAGACUCGCUAAUGUUAGUGACAAUGACUUGGAGGCUACGACUGUGGAAAUCAUCAAAGAAGUAAAUGCUGAUAUGGCGCUGAAAGCCAGUGUGUUCAUCGGGAUGGAUACCAGAUACACAAGUCCCCGCUUAGCUGCAGCGGCUGCCAACGGCGUGAUAGCUCUGAAGGGUACUCCCAAAGAGUUCGGUAUCGUCACCACUCCCAUGCUGCACUUCUUCGUCAAGUGCAGGAAUGAUAAUACUUAUGGGACUCCUAAUGAAGAAGGAUACUACGAGAAGAUAGUAGGAGCAUUUAAGAAUAUUCGCAAAAGACUGACGGUGCAUGGCAAUUAUUCUACCCGGUUACAUAUCGACGGCGCGAAUGGCGUCGGCGGGAAGAAACUCAACAUUAUCAACAAGAGCUUAGAUGGACAACUAGACUUGCAGCUACAUAAUCUAGGGGGAAAUGGGGGGAAACUUAAUUUGGGGUGCGGAGCGGACCACGUGAAAGUAACGCAGACGCCAGCGACGGGCUUCACACACACACCGUUCGAACGCGUCGCCUCACUCGACGGAGAUGGCGACAGAAUCGUAUAUUAUUUUAUUAAUGAUGACCCAGAACCAAAAAUGAUCCUCCUCGACGGUGACCGCAUAGCGACACUGCUAGCUUCGUACAUAACCGAGCUGCUACAGGGCUGCGGUGCUCAGCACCUGCAGAUGGGCAUCGUGCAGACUGCAUACGCUAACGGCGCAUCCACUAACUAUAUCACUGAUACUCUUAAAGUCCCCGUAAAAUGCGUGAAGACAGGAGUAAAACACUUGCACCACGCGGCGCUGGGCUUCGACAUCGGCGUGUACUUCGAGGCCAACGGACACGGCACUGUGGUUUACAGCAAAAACGCUAAGAAUACUAUCAGCAGAAUCUCGCAAGAAGGAGAACCAGAGGCCCGUAAAGCGGCAGAACUUCUCCUGGACUUCAUCGACAUGACAAACGAGACAGUAGGAGAUGCUCUAUCUGACCUGUUCCUCGUGGAGACGGUCCUGUGUGCUCGAGGCGCCUCCGUGCAGCAGUGGGCCGGAUACUACACAGACCUGCCUUGUAGGCAGCUUAAAGUUAUCGUACAGGACCGCAACGCAAUAACAACGACAGACGCGGAACGUCAAUGCAUGACGCCGGAGGGGCUACAGACGCGGAUCAACGAGCUCGUGGCCAAGUACAGCCACGGCCGGGCCUUCGCCAGGCCUUCGGGCACUGAGGAUAUCGUCAGGGUUUAUGCUGAGGCUGAUACACAGGCGAAUGCGGAUUUAUUAGCGGCCGAAGUUUCGCAAGCUGUCUUCGACCUGGCGGGCGGAGUGGGGGCGCGGCCCGAGCUGCCCGCACAAGCAUAGAGAGCUGUAUAUACCAAAAUGAACAAAUCUUCAUACUUUAUUUACUAAUCGGAUAUCACAAUUUAUAUUUUAAAAGGCUUUUUGUCUAAAUAUUUGUCUUAAUUGGUCUUGUUUUAACGUUAUUUUGCAAUGGUUAUCAUCUAAAAAUGGUAAAUAAAAUAAUUUUGAAAAUUCUAUAUUUUAUGGGACAGAUAUUUAGACAAAAACAUUGACUUAGAAAAAAAGAAAAUCAUUCAAAAAUCUUAUCAUAAAACAUCGCGGAGCGAUUCUAUAUAUUAUUCUUUUAAAUACAUAUUUAUAAUUAUAAUAAAUAAAUAAUCAACAAAAAUAUGUAUAAUAAAAUAAAAUAAAAUUAAUUUAGUUAAUAGUUUUAAUCUUCAGUCAUUUCGGUACAACGCACUACUAGUCCAUUGGUUUAUUUUGUUGCAAAUUAUUUUGGACCAAUGUUUUUUUAUAUUUUAUUUUUACUUGCAUGAAUCUUUUUAAAAUAA